Messenger RNA from Acytostelium subglobosum LB1, 999 nucleotides. RefSeq lists its product as hypothetical. The transcript has a single exon. Lineage: Eukaryota; Evosea; Eumycetozoa; Acytosteliales; Acytosteliaceae. The record is from RefSeq and is a predicted model, not a curated record. The coding region runs from base 1 to 999 and encodes 332 amino acids.
AUGGUAUCCAGAAUUAUUAUCAAUACAUUAUUGAUAGUUGCUUCAUUGGCCGUGGCUAAUGCAGCAUUACAAUGUGUACCUAUCCUUGGAGGAAAGUCGGAAUUCUGUCCAAACCUUCCUUUGGCAGUAUGUGCCGAGAAGAAGAUGGAUAUAAGUUGGUUCACCGAGCGAUCGUAUACCUAUGCCAAGGCAGCUUUCAACGCAUCGAUCAGCUGUCCCCUCGAUGAUGCGAGCCCAUAUAUGACACAGUCAGAGUUCUGCUCAAACUAUCAACCAUGCAACACAAACAGAGACUGUCUGCCACGAUGCUACAGUUCAUGUUCAAGAUGCUUCGACUCUGACACUUGUGACGCAGGUGUAUCAGUCGGAUUCCUUACUGAGAAAUCAGAUACUGCUUGCUUUAAUCCAGGUCAGAGCUCACCAAAGAAGGCUGCACCUGCUCCAGAAGUUGCCAAACCAUCAGCUCCAGAGGUUGUUGAAGAGGCUCCUGCUCCAGCUGCUGAACCAGCAGCACCAGCUGCUGAACCAGCAGCACCAGCUGCACCUGCACCUGCUGCUGAUGAACCUUCUACCCCAGCUACCAAGCCAGAGACUCCAAAGACACCAACUGAGGAUGUUGACGAGGAGACUCCAGCUCCAAAGUCUGAGACUCCAAAGACACCAGCUCCAAAAUCAGAUACACCAAAGACUCCAGCUCCAUCAACUUCAAGCGAGGAUGAGCCCACUGAACCACCUACCAAGAGGCCAACAAUCAAGCCCACUCCCAAACCAACUAGACCACCAAAGAGAGAUAGCUCAGAGGUAUCACCAUCUGACACAAAGAAGCCAUCUGGAAAGCCAGCCAGAAAGCCAACACCAGAGGAAACUACAUUUGGUCGUGUGCCAUCCAUCUUUGAUGAUGAGAGCUCGAGUAUUGAUGACAAAUCUGCCGCCUCCACAGUCUCGACCUCGAUCGUCUUGAUUGCUGGAUUGGUAGUGAUCGUAGCAUCACUUCUGUAA